This is a messenger RNA of Daldinia caldariorum, 840 nucleotides long. RefSeq lists its product as uncharacterized. The transcript has a single exon. Bases 1 to 840 code for a protein of 279 amino acids. The record is from RefSeq and is a predicted model, not a curated record. NCBI's taxonomy places the organism in Eukaryota, Fungi, Ascomycota, Sordariomycetes, Xylariales, Hypoxylaceae.
AUGGCCACCUCGCCUCCGAACCCCCCUAAAACCAUGGACUUCUACGACAUCGCCAUGAACCCGCCGGCGGCAGUGAACCCCUGGAAAUCCCGCUUGGCGCUGAACUUCAAGAAGGUCCCCUACAAGACGACCUGGGUCCCCGUCCCCGAAAUCGGCACGGUCCGGCGCGCCCUCGGCGUGCCCGCGUGCCGCAGACUCGCCGACGGCAGCGACUUCUACACGCUGCCCGUCCUGGCGGACCCGAACACCGGCUCUGCGGUCGGGGACUCCUUCGACAUCGCCGCGUACCUGCAGGCGACGUACCCGGACUCGGGCGCGGGCGAUCUGUUCCCUCCCCUCCCCCCUCAGCAGCAGCAGCUCGAAUAUACUUACGACCAGGACCUGCCCACCUGGGCGCCGCCGCUGACGCCGCCGCGGGAAGACGGCAGGCACGCCGAGUACGCGCGGUUCAACAUGCACGUGGACCGGGCGUUCAGCGCGCACGUGGGGCUGAUGGGGUCGUUCCUGGGGCUGGACUCGCAGGCGAGCAGGGACGCGCUGCUGCGGCGCGCGGGCGCGAAGUCCUGGGACGACUUGGAGGUCAAGGGUGAGGCGCGGGAGAAGAUGGUAGAAUCGCUCCGCGGCACGCUGGGGGGCCUCGCGAGGCUGUUUGAAACGGACUCGACGGGACCGUUUAUCCUAGGCCAGAAGGCGAGCUAUGCGGACUUGGUUGUCGGCGGUUGGGUGUGCAUGAUGCGCGGGACUCUGCCCGAGGAGGAGUGGCGCGAGGUGGUUAGUUGGCAUGGGGGCACCUUUGGACGCUUGUUUGACGCGUUGCAGCAGUUUGCGGAAGUGAAGUAG